AUGGUCGCCUCCUCCGCGCGGCCCGCCGUCCUGGCCAUGACUGGGCUGGCGCUGCUCUUGCUGCUGUGCUUGGGUCCAGGUGGCAUAAGUGGAAAUAAACUCAAGCAGAUGCUCCAGAAACGCGAAGCACCUGCUCCUACUAAGACGAAUGUGGCUGUGGAUGAGAACAAAGCCAAAGAGUUCCUGGGUGGCCUGAAGCGUGCCAGGCGACAGCUGUGGGACCAGACCCGGCCAGAGGUGCAGCAGUGGUACCAGCAGUUACUCUACAUGGGCUUUGAUGAAGCGAAAUUUGAGGAUGACAUCACCUACUGGCUCAAUAGAGAUCGAAACGGACAUGACUACUACGGCGAUUACUACCAGCGUCACUAUGAUGAAGACUCUGCCAUCGGCCCCCGGAGCCCCGACGGCUUUAGGCAUGGGGCCAGCGUCAACUAUGACGACUACUAA
Molecule: messenger RNA, 447 nt
Organism: Castor canadensis (American beaver)
Lineage: Eukaryota; Metazoa; Chordata; Mammalia; Rodentia; Castoridae
Gene: Ecrg4
Product: ECRG4 augurin precursor
Biological process (GO): anaphase-promoting complex-dependent catabolic process; regulation of cell population proliferation; G1 to G0 transition
Source: RefSeq, a predicted model, not a curated record